AUGAACAUCUUUUUCCUCCUAGUGAGCUGCCUUAUGUUCACCUUUGUGCUUGUCUUCUGGAAAAAACAGUUUCGGAGAAACACUAUCAAAAUGUCAUCAAAUUCGACUUCUCUUGCACUAGUAAGAACUACUGGGUCAACUAAGAGCAACAGUAAGAGUCUUCCAGUCAACAGCUUCUCUUGGGAUAUUUUAAAUAAUUUCCCAAGCUCCAUAGCCAUGCAGAAGCAGAUAUUGAUAAGCCUCAGUAUCACGGAAUACAAGCUGGCUGAAUUGGAACAUAUUCUAGUUACCAAGGGUUUAAAUGGUGCAUUAGUUAACUGGAAAUCCACUGAAAACCUUACAGAAUGUAAUGACAGUGACAGUUGA
Cynocephalus volans (Philippine flying lemur) is the source of this 366-nucleotide messenger RNA. RefSeq names its product cancer/testis antigen 83 (gene CT83). The record is from RefSeq and is a predicted model, not a curated record. Lineage: Eukaryota; Metazoa; Chordata; Mammalia; Dermoptera; Cynocephalidae.